Mesocestoides corti is the source of this 771-nucleotide messenger RNA. The record is from the annotation of a GenBank genome assembly. NCBI's taxonomy places the organism in Eukaryota, Metazoa, Platyhelminthes, Cestoda, Cyclophyllidea, Mesocestoididae.
AACUGGAAUCAAUUUGCACGAGAAACUACAAAAAUUUUUAAUCGAAAUCGCCAGGUUGCAAGGAGACUCGUUCAUUGUCCAAAAGUACACUUGGUAUUCGUACAGUUGUGUCUUAGAAGACUAUGUGAAAAAGCUUUGAUUAAUGUGAAGAAAGUUAUUGGCCUUGAAACGUCCUAUGGGCGAGGCUACAACUCGUUUAUUCACGCAAUCGCCAAACUCGUCGAUACCGAAAAUCUUCUUCCCGUUUCAUUUAAUUUACAAGCGAAUGGUGAGAUGAAGCAGUCAAUUGAAACAGAAAAGAAGAAUCUUAAGCAGUGGAGGCAAGAGAAAGACCGUUUUCAAUAUGAAGCAAAAUCACAAGCUAAAAUUAUUGACGAAGAAAUCAGGAGAUACCAUGAUAAAUACCGUGAAGUCAUCCGCAGCAAAGCAGAAUAUGAAAAAAUGGAAGAGGAUAAGUUGUGUUCAAAGUUGGAUGUCGAGCGUGCUCUUCAAAUGUACAGUCAGAAACAUAGUGAUUUCAAGCGUGCCCAUUCCGAUUACGUGGCAGCUUUGGACCAAUUUAAUUUGAACCGUCGAUAUCACUACGGUAAUACUCUGAAAAGAUGGGGCGAAGCUGGUCAAGCACUCGAGUCAUUUCGAGUAACAAAAACACAGGAAAUAAUAUCUGUGCUGGUUGAGCGCCUUCGGGUAAUGAUUGACCGCUUGCUUACCGUUUGCACCGACCUUGAAGUUGCGGCAGCCACUAUGGACGCAGAGAAGGUGAGUUCAUAA